AUGGACCCGUUGAAGUACUUGUUUGAAAAACCAGCACAAACGGGCAGGAUAGCAAAAUGGCAGCUACUGCUUUCAGAAUUUGACAUCACAUAUGUCACUCAGAAGGCAAUCAAGGGGCAAGCACUGGCCGAUCACUUAGCAGCACACUCCCUGCCCGAUUAUCAACCAGUGAAGACCUUCUUCUCUGACGAGGACAUUCUCCUGAUUAAAGAAGAAGAAGAAAUGAAGGCAGGAGUGUGGACACUCUUCUUCGACGGAGCGGAAAACUCAAAAGGGAGUGGAGUAUGUGUCAUACUCUACUUUCCCGAGGACGUCCCAAUUCCCAUAUCUAGAAGGCUGGCAUUCCAAUGCACUAACAACGUAGCAGAGUAUGAGGCAUGCAUCGCCGGUCUAAGAGAAGCCAUCAUCCUCAACGUGAAGAAGUUACAAGUCUUCAGUGAUUCACAACUCAUCAUCAAUCAAAUAAAGGGUGAUUGGAAGACUAAUGAUGAAAAGUUGAUCCCUUAUCACAUGUAUCUGGAGAAUUUAAUCAAAGAAUUCGAUGAGAUCACAUUCUCUUACAUGCCCUGA
Molecule: messenger RNA, 570 nt
Organism: Magnolia sinica
Lineage: Eukaryota; Viridiplantae; Streptophyta; Magnoliopsida; Magnoliales; Magnoliaceae
Exons: 1
Coding region: 1-570 (189 amino acids)
Molecular function (GO): nucleic acid binding; RNA-DNA hybrid ribonuclease activity
Source: RefSeq, a predicted model, not a curated record